Dimorphilus gyrociliatus is the source of this 1789-nucleotide messenger RNA. Lineage: Eukaryota; Metazoa; Annelida; Polychaeta; Dinophilidae. The record is from the annotation of a GenBank genome assembly.
UAUGUUCCAAAAGAAUGAAGUUAUGAAUCAUAGCCAAGAAAAAAACUCUUCCUGUUUUAAUGAACUAGAAUAUUUUGAACAAAGCAAUUCCGGCAGUCUUCAAAGAAAAAAGAAAUUCUUAAAUGAAUGCGGAAAACUAUUAAGUAAAUUACCCGAAACAGUACUAGAUUCGCGUAAAUGUCGAUAUAAAAUCCCAAAAGAAUGGUCACCUAAGAGCGAAAAAGAGAUUAAAAAUAUUAAAAUGCAAACUAAAUCUGCUAAAGAAGAAGAAAGAGAAGAUAAUACCAUAAAGAUUGAUUUUGAUAACAGCACUACUCUAUGCUUAAAUAUCAAAUUAACUGACAAUUUACAGUGUUUAGCAGAUGCCAUUAUAAAAGUGUUUGAAGAGUAUAAUAAAAUUAAAAAAGAGAGGCUUGAUGAAAAUGAUACCUUAAAUAACGAGGAGAAAUUAUCAGACACUUGCAAAGAUACUACUCUAUCUGCUGAUAGAGGAAGAAACGAAACAUCCUCAUCACCUAAUAGAUCACAUAAAGAAUCUCAAAAUAAAAAUUCCCACAGUAUGCAGUUGGAAGCGGUACCAGAGAUAUCUUCGGAUAGUAGGAAUGACUUUCGAACAAUGGACAGUAGGAAUCAAGGCAUUUACGAAAGCUCCAAGAAGACUACCAGUUACUACUCGAAUUCAAAAGACGGAAGUAGUGGACAGAGAAGCAGAUCAAUUAGAAUGGAAAAUGAAUUAACAUCUAUGAAAUCGGCAAAACAGUUAGAGCCUAAUUAUGCUAACGAGGACUUAGAAAAAGUUCAACCACACACCUUGAGGAAUUCAGACCUCAUACAAAAGUUUUCGUCCUACUGUUAUGAUAGUUCUUCAGCUGCGCCCGACAAUGAAGAAGAAUACGAUAGGCUAUCAAAAACUAAAAAUCUAGAAAAUGAAGUUCGUAGUAAUCCCUCACAAUACAGUUAUACGGAAAAUUCGACUUGUGACACCUCCACAAAUGAAACUUUAGAAAAUUCAAAAUAUCAAAAGCCUGCUCUGACAUCUGUAAAUCGUCCUUUAAACCGUGAAUACAUUUCAGAAGACUUAAACAAAAAGAAAGCCGGAAAUACUGACUUAUCGAGCGAAAAUAUUAAUGCUUGUAAUUCGUCGACACCAUUUAAGAAAUCUCGAUUUGGAAAAAAUCAAAUUCCACGCACAAGAGAGAAUUCUCCAAUACAAUGUUUUCAAAUAGAUAACAUUAGUAACUUGAAUCACUCAACUCUAAGUCAUGUAAUGGAUAAACUAAACGAUUCCUACGCUCAAUUCGACAAAAACCAAGAUUACAUUCAUGCAUAUUCGGAUAAACCGUUUGAAUGUGAUGAUAUUUACACUUUGGAAAAAAAUCCAUCAGAUUACUCUGAUGAUAUAGAGGACGAACAAGAUUGUUUUGAACAGUCCGAAAGUGAACGAAGGAGAUUAAAAUGUCAUAAACUUCCGAAAAUGUUUAAAGACGAAGAAAGACGUCAUCAUAAGACCUUUUCACGUCGAUCAAAGAAACUCGAAAGAGUUGGAAAGAGUUCUCCAGAAAAUGUAAUCGAAUUUGAUUUAUAUGAUAAUUUCUCAGCUGGAAAUUGUCAUCCUCAAUGCCCUAGUCAGGGCUGUAUAUUAGAGAAAAUAAAACAAGAACUGCAACGCCCAACAGAAAAGAAAACAAAACAAGGACAUUCAACUCCUAGUUACUUGUCCACAGCGGACAAAGAGUUUCAAAGCCAUUUGAAGCAGACUGUACGAAAAAGAAUAAACAUGACCAAUUAA